Daldinia vernicosa is the source of this 750-nucleotide messenger RNA. Its product is annotated as glycoside hydrolase. The record is from RefSeq and is a predicted model, not a curated record. Bases 1 to 750 code for a protein of 249 amino acids. The transcript has a single exon. NCBI's taxonomy places the organism in Eukaryota, Fungi, Ascomycota, Sordariomycetes, Xylariales, Hypoxylaceae.
AUGUUGCUUUCCGUAUUUAUGAAGCAGUUGUCAGUGAUCAGCACUCUUAUUACAUGCGCAGCCUCUCAUGGGUUUGUGCAGUUCAUCGUUGCCGAUGGCAAGAAUUAUAGCGGUUGGGACCCGGGUUUCCGCUAUCAAGAUCCACCACCAAGCAUCCCAGGUUGGACGGCGAAUAAUCCUGAUAUCGGUUUCGUCAGUCCCGAUUCAUUCGCCCACCCGGACAUCAUCUGCCACAAAUCCGCCACGCCGGGUCAGGCAUAUGUCGACGUAACCGCGGGUAGCACAUUAACACUUCAGUGGUUCACAUGGCCAGACAGCCAUAAAGGGCCCAUCAUUGACUAUCUGGCUGAUUGCGGCGCUGCCGGCUGCACUGGAGCCAAGAAGGAAAACUUGCAGUUUGUUAAGAUUGCACAGGCUUCUUGGAAGUCUGGCAACGAAUGGGCUUCGGAUGAUCUGAUUAGGAACCAAUUCAAGUGGCAGGUCAAGAUUCCAUCAACUCUAAAGCCCGGUUACUAUGUGUUACGCCACGAGAUAAUCGCCCUCCAUGGCGCCUUUGAUAUCGGUGGCGCUCAGGCAUACCCGCAGUGUAUAAACUUACACGUCUCGGGUGCCGGAUCCAAGUCUAUCAGUGGCGGCGUGCCCGCUACCAAGUUUUACAAAGAAGAUGACCCCGGAAUUUUCUUCAAUAUUUACGGCGAGAUUGCUAGUUAUCCUGUACCGGGGCCUGGAAAUAUUUGGACUGGCGCAUAA